Messenger RNA from Lepidothrix coronata (blue-crowned manakin), 1192 nucleotides. It is a transcript of the gene ATP5F1B, whose product is annotated as ATP synthase, H+ transporting, mitochondrial F1 complex, beta polypeptide. NCBI's taxonomy places the organism in Eukaryota, Metazoa, Chordata, Aves, Passeriformes, Pipridae. Bases 55 to 1116 code for a protein of 353 amino acids. The transcript has 7 exons. The record is from RefSeq and is a predicted model, not a curated record. Gene Ontology annotation, biological process: proton motive force-driven mitochondrial ATP synthesis. Gene Ontology annotation, molecular function: ATP hydrolysis activity; proton-transporting ATP synthase activity, rotational mechanism; ATP binding.
CCUUCCCGCUCCAGGUUUGCUGCUAUCCACGCCGAGGCCCCUGAGUUCGUGGAGAUGAGCGUUGAGCAGGAGAUCCUGGUGACGGGGAUCAAGGUCGUGGAUCUGCUGGCUCCCUAUGCCAAGGGAGGCAAGAUUGGUUUGUUUGGAGGUGCUGGCGUCGGCAAGACUGUGCUGAUCAUGGAGCUGAUCAACAACGUGGCCAAGGCCCACGGUGGUUACUCGGUGUUCGCUGGCGUGGGCGAGAGAACCCGCGAGGGCAACGACUUGUACCAUGAGAUGAUCGAGUCUGGGGUCAUCAACCUGAAAGAUGCCACUUCCAAGGUCGCCCUGGUCUACGGGCAGAUGAACGAGCCCCCGGGCGCCCGUGCCAGGGUGGCCCUGACGGGGCUGACGGUGGCCGAGUACUUCAGGGACCAGGAGGGCCAGGACGUGCUGCUCUUCAUCGACAACAUCUUCCGCUUCACCCAGGCUGGCUCUGAGGUGUCGGCCCUGCUGGGCAGAAUCCCCUCGGCCGUGGGCUACCAGCCCACGCUGGCCACCGACAUGGGCACCAUGCAGGAGCGGAUCACCACCACCCGCAAGGGCUCCAUCACCUCGGUGCAGGCCAUCUACGUGCCCGCCGACGACUUGACUGACCCUGCCCCCGCCACCACCUUCGCCCACUUGGAUGCCACCACGGUGCUGUCCCGUGCCAUCGCCGAGCUGGGCAUCUACCCGGCCGUGGACCCCCUGGACUCCACCUCCCGCAUCAUGGACCCCAACAUCGUGGGCCCCGAGCACUACGACGUGGCCCGGGGCGUGCAGAAGAUCCUGCAGGACUACAAGUCACUGCAAGACAUCAUUGCCAUCCUGGGCAUGGACGAGCUGUCCGAGGAGGACAAGCUGACAGUGGCCCGUGCCCGCAAGAUCCAGCGGUUCCUGUCCCAGCCCUUCCAGGUGGCCGAGGUCUUCACCGGCCACAUGGGCAAGUUGGUGCCUCUGAAGGAGACCAUCAAGGGCUUCAAGCAGAUCCUGGCAGGUGAAUACGACCACCUGCCCGAGCAGGCCUUCUACAUGGUGGGGCCCAUCGAGGAGGCCGUGGCCAAGGCAGAGAAGCUGGCAGAGGAGCAUGCCUGAGCCCCCCCAAACCCCCCGGCUCCGCUGGGGCCGGACCCCCAGUAUUUAACAUUUCCAAUAAAACAUCGGCGAAAAC